This is a messenger RNA of Seriola dumerili (greater amberjack), 3307 nucleotides long. RefSeq names its product cytosolic 10-formyltetrahydrofolate dehydrogenase-like (gene aldh1l1). Gene Ontology annotation, biological process: 10-formyltetrahydrofolate catabolic process; biosynthetic process; one-carbon metabolic process. NCBI's taxonomy places the organism in Eukaryota, Metazoa, Chordata, Actinopteri, Carangiformes, Carangidae. Gene Ontology annotation, cellular component: cytoplasm. Gene Ontology annotation, molecular function: formyltetrahydrofolate dehydrogenase activity; aldehyde dehydrogenase (NAD+) activity. Bases 130 to 2838 code for a protein of 902 amino acids. The transcript is spliced from 23 exons. The record is from RefSeq and is a predicted model, not a curated record.
CGCUCUUUUCAGGCACGCAGAGGAGCACUGGGUCUGCCGGCGGUGGACAGGACACACCAAGCUUUACCUUCUCCUUCUGGCUCAUAUUUCUGUGCAUGGUGCAUAAAGCUUAUUCAUUGAGGUGUGAGGAUGAAGAUUGCAGUGAUUGGUCAGAGUCUGUUCGGCCAGGAGGUGUACAAGGAGCUGAGGAAGGACGGUCACACCAUCGUAGGAGUCUUCACCAUCCCCGACAAGGAUGGCAAGGCUGACCCACUGGCCACUGAGGCCGAGAAGGACGGUGUGGCCGUCUUCAAGUUCCCCCGCUGGCGUGUGAAGGGCCAGGCCAUCCCCGAGGUGGUGGCUCAGUACAAGGCCACGGGAGCCGAGCUCAACGUCCUGCCCUUCUGCUCCCAGUUCAUCCCCAUGGAGGUCAUCGACCACCCCAAACACGGCUCCAUCAUCUACCACCCCUCCCUGCUGCCCCGCCACAGGGGGGCCUCUGCUAUCAACUGGACCCUGAUCCAUGGUGACAAAAAGGGUGGGUUCACAGUGUUCUGGGCUGAUGAUGGACUAGACACCGGACCAAUCCUGCUGCAGAGGGAGUGUGAUGUUGAACCCAAUGACACCGUCAACACAAUCUACAAGAGAUUCCUGUUUCCAGAAGGAGUCAAAGGCACAGUGGACGCAGUGAGGUUGAUUGCACAAGGGAAGGCGCCAAGAGUCACCCAGCCACAGGAGGGAGCCACAUAUGAGUGCAUCCAGAAGAAAGAAAAUUCUAAGAUUGACUGGAACCAGACUGCUGAGGGUCUCCACAACUGGAUCAGAGGAAACGACAAAGUCCCCGGUGCCUGGGCAGAGGUUGAUGGGCAGAAAGUGACUUUCUACGGCUCCUCUCUGAUGAAUAAAGGCUCCACCGCUAAAGGUCAGGCCCUGGAGAUCCCCGGAGCCAGCCAACCCGGAAUUGUCACCAAAGCAGGCCUGGUGCUGUUUGGCAAUGAUGGCAAUGCACUGUUGGUGAAGAAUCUGCAGUUCGAGGAUGGGAAGAUGAUUGCUGCAGCACAGUACUUUAGCUCAGGGAGCAGUGCUGCUGUGGAGCUCACUGAGGAGGAGAAAAGCUUUGCUGAAAAGAUGAGGGCUGUGUGGCAGAGCAUUCUGACUAAUGUGAGUCAUAUCGAAGACUCCACUGACUUUUUCAAGUCUGGUGCUGCUUCAAUGGACGUGGUCAGGCUCGUAGAGGAGGUAAAGCUUCGGGCCAGUAGCUGCCAGCUGCAGAACGAGGACAUCUACAUGAACACCACCUUCCAGGAAUUUAUCCAGAAGUGCGUCAGGAAGCUCAGAGGGGAGGACGACGAAGAGGAGCUGGUCGUCGACUAUGUAGAGAAGAACACCAACAACAUGACCAUAAAAAUGCCUCAUCAGCUGUUCAUCAAUGGAGAGUUUGUUGAUGCAGAGGGAGGAAAGACCUACAAGACCAUCAACCCGUCUGACGGCACAGCCAUCUGUGACGUGUCUCUGGCCCAGAUAAGCGACGUGGACAGAGCAGUGGCUGCUGCUAAGGAGGCCUUUGAAGAGGGAGAGUGGGGGAAAAUGAACCCGAGAGACAGAGGCAGACUCAUCUACAAGCUGGCUGACCUUAUGGAGCAGCACCAGGAGGAGCUGGCCACCAUCGAAUCCAUCGACUCCGGAGCCGUUUACACACUGGCCCUCAAGACUCACGUGGGCAUGUCCAUCCAGACCUUCCGCUACUUUGCUGGCUGGUGUGACAAGAUCCAAGGCAGCACCAUCCCCAUCAACCAGGCCAGACCCAAUCGUAACCUCACCUUCACCAAGAAGGAACCAAUCGGAGUGUGUGCCAUCGUGAUUCCCUGGAACUACCCUCUGAUGAUGCUGGCCUGGAAGACAGCAGCCUGCCUGGCAGCUGGAAACACAGUGGUCCUCAAACCUGCUCAGGUGACUCCACUGACGGCUCUGAAGUUUGCUGAGUUGGCAGCAAGAGCAGGACUGCCCAAAGGUGUCAUCAAUAUUCUGCCUGGGUCAGGUGCUCUGGUGGGUCAGCGUCUGUCUGACCAUCCUGACGUCCGUAAACUGGGCUUCACGGGUUCCACUGAGAUCGGUAAACACAUCAUGAAGAGCUGUGCAGUUAGUAACGUAAAGAAAGUCUCUCUGGAGCUCGGAGGGAAAUCCCCACUCAUCAUCUUCAGUGACUGUGACAUGGACAAGGCUGUGCGCAUGGGCAUGAGCUCCGUCUUCUUCAACAAGGGAGAGAACUGCAUCGCGGCGGGCAGACUGUUCGUGGAGGACACCAUUCAUGACCAGUUUGUUAAGAGAGUGGUUGAGGAGGUGAAGAAGAUGAAGACUGGCGAUCCACUGGACCGCGCCACUGACCACGGUCCUCAGAACCACAAAGCCCACUUGGACAAACUGGUGGAGUAUUGUCAGACCGGUGUGAAGGAGGGAGCCACCCUGAUCUGUGGGGGCAAACAGAUCCAGCGACCAGGUUUCUUCUUUGAACCCACAGUGUUCACUGACGUACAAGACCACAUGUACAUUGCCAUAGAGGAGUCGUUCGGCCCCGUCAUGAUCAUUUCCAAGUUCAAGGGCGGUGAGGUGGAUGAUGUCCUGAGAAGGGCCAAUGCUACAGAGUACGGCCUGGCGUCAGGCGUUUUCACUCGGGACAUCAGCAAAGCUCUGUACGUCAGUGAAAGGCUCAACGCCGGCACAGUUUUUGUCAACACCUACAACAAAACGGAUGUGGCCUCGCCUUUCGGAGGCUUUAAACAGUCUGGUUUUGGCAAAGACCUGGGACAAGAGGCUCUCAAUGAAUACCUGAAGACAAAGGCAGUGACCAUUGAGUAUUGAGCUGCAUCACAGCAGACAGGAAGCACUGAGGACAUCAGCUUCCUGCAUGCUGUGACUUCUGCAUGGACACUGGCAGAAGAGACACGUAGAGAGAUGCACGGGGCCACGUGGAGUGAUGUCAUCAGCUCAGACCUGCAGUCAUGCCCCAAGAGUAGUGACUACUGACUGUUAUACUUAGAGCCUUAACAUGCACUAACACCUUCAUUCUGUCUGAGUCCUCUCAAAAGCACACACCUGAGCUUUGUUGUAAUAAAUAUUGUCCUGAAAUAUGGAAAUGAUGUGUUUGUAGGUAGCUCAGGUAACUUCUGACACUGUUUUGUUAUCAGUGUGUUUGAGGUACAAGAUACCUAAAAUGGAAACAGAUCAAAUAAUUCAUUUCUAAUAUGGCUUACAUUAGGUCAGAAAAGUCUUAAGAUAUAUAACAUUUCUAUUCAUUUUUGGUUAUCAAUGAAAACUACUGAGCACCCCG